This is a messenger RNA of Drosophila willistoni, 1813 nucleotides long. RefSeq lists its product as uncharacterized. The record is from RefSeq and is a predicted model, not a curated record. Bases 41 to 1762 code for a protein of 573 amino acids. The transcript has a single exon. NCBI's taxonomy places the organism in Eukaryota, Metazoa, Arthropoda, Insecta, Diptera, Drosophilidae.
GUUGUCAUCACUAACAUAGUGCUGUACAAAAUUAAAAAAAAUGGAUUGCAUUCUGGACGAGGAGCUGCUGGCAAACAUGAAGGAAAGUGACGAUGAAGAGGAUUCGGCGGAUGAAAAAAUGCAGUUAGCAAACGAAUCUCAAAUUUCUUCUCAAGACGAAGGCGCAGAUCCGUUACAGGAGGCACAGCCUACGUUGUGUUCCCAUUUUGAAUACGCAUUCCAGGACAGUGAUAUAAAGGCAAUGCAUGACGAAAUGAAUGAAACUCUCACAAAUAGCGAGAAUAAACAGAAAAGAGGUCGGGGACGGCCUUCAGGUCACAUCUCUGCUCGUGGUCACACAUGGAGCAAGGAGCGAGGUGAAGCUUUGGAAGAGUUUGAUUUACCCACCCAUGAAGCUUGCUGCAAAGGCCCCGCACGUACCAUAAGCAAUGCAGUGGAAUCCUGGAUGCUUUUAUUUGACGAGGACAUUUUACGUCUCCUUAUGCGCCAAAUAAAUGAUCAGAUACGGAAAAGAAAGAAUCGAACCCCUAAUCAACGUCUGGUAGACAUUAUAGAGACACGCUCUUGGCUAGGCUUAAGUUAUCUUUGUGGAAUCUUUCGAAAUUCCGAGUUUAAUGGACCUUUAGAUGAAUUGUGGACUUUGGAGUUAGGCAAUGCCAUUUUUAGGGCAACUAUGUCUCUAUCCAGGUUUGAAUUUCUCAAUGAAUGUCUCGCAUGUAUUAGUAAUUUAAACGAUCUCUGGCAGAAAUUUAUUAUUAAUUGUAGAUCCUACUAUGGAGCCAGCUCCUGGCUUACUGUAGAUCAGGUCAAUACGAAUUUAAGUCUUUGUUGCGAUGCCAAAACGUUGUAUAUGACAAAUUGUCACCAUAGUAGUGAGAAAAACAAAAAUAUAGAUAAUUUAAUUUGCGAUUUCAAAACCACAGGAAGAAAUAUAACUUUGGGUAAUGCCUAUGUCAAUAUCCAGGUAUGUGAACAUCUUCAUGGACAUAAUUUAAGCUCAUUGUGCAACCUAAGUUUGGACGCAAAUCCUUUAGAUUGGCCUAAAAAUUGGCAAGCAAAAUCAAAGCAAAUACUUUAUUGUAAAUCGGCAAUAUUAAUUCCAACCGAUCACGACGAAGAACAAGCGUUGCUGGUCUUUGGCUUAAGCUCUAAUAUCUCAUACGUUAAGACCUAUAAGAAAACGAUUAAAGCUUCUUGUCAAUUCUACGAUCUUUCCCAAAGGUACAGCACUUUAAGAUCAUCUCGCAGUGAAUUGCAAAAUCAAAUUUUGACUUCAUUUUAUCUCCUGCUUGACAUGGCAGCAGUAAAUUCUUGGAUCUUGUUGCGUCUCUCACCGAAAAAUUGUACUCCUCAAAUCGAACAAAGAGAUUUCCAUCGUCAACUGGGUUUGUUUCUCACCCAACAGCGUCUACAGCGACGCCUUCAACAUUGUUCCUCUGCCAAUAGCUCGCUGGUCAUGCGUUUGCAAAUUUGUGAAAUUCUAGGUCAAUCUAGUCGGCGCUUACUUAGUUACGAGGAGCAACAGUUACUGCAACCAAAGCAGAUUGUCUUAGAUAAAGAGAAGAUUAAAUUUCCCGAGGGACUAACUAUUAGUUCUCGUUAUGGUGAGAAGUUUCGCCGCUGCAAGCCCUGUUCCCGUAAUAAACGUGGGACCAAAUCGCGUUCCCGUUGCCAGCAGUGUUUAUCCCACCGUUGUGGUAAUCAUUUAAUUUCGAGAUGUUUUGACUGUAUGGGAGUGACGGAGGACAAGAUUACGCUUUAAGUCGGUUUUAUUUAAGUUUUAAAUAAAAAUAAUGAAUCUUUGUUGUAUUAA